AUGGCGGAGGGUCUUGGAGCUCUGUUAGAGGCAAGCUUGGACCCCAGACAAAACAAGGCUGCCGAGAUUACUCUUCGUCAGGAAGAACAGAAGCCCGGUUUCUCGCUACAGCUUCUUCACAUCACCGCAUCGGAGACCACACCUUACAACACACGUCUUGCUAGUGCUCUAUGCUUCAAGAAUUUCAUCAAGCGCAACUGGACGGACGAAGAUGGAAAUUACAAGCUGCAGCUGGAUGAGGUUACAACUCUCAAGCGCGAGCUGAUCUCCUUGAUGAUCUCGGUUCCGCCGGGAAUUCAGAGCCAGUUGGGCGAGGCCGUUAGUGUGAUCGCCGACAGUGACUUCUGGGAGCGAUGGGAUACUCUGGUUGAUGAUCUCGUCUCGAAGCUGUCACCGGGCAACCCCACUGUCAACAUUGGUGUGCUGCAAGUCGCACACUCCAUUUUCAAGAGAUGGAGACCUUUGUUCCAGUCCGAUGCGCUCUACACCGAGAUCAACCACGUUCUUGGCAAGUUCGGUACUCCGUUCCUGGCCCUGUUUGAGGCGCUGGACAACUACCUUGAGCAAAACAAGACCGACAAAGAGAACCUAACCCAAGGGUUCACUCAGCUCAACCUGAUGGUCAAGCUGUUUUACGACCUUUCCUCCCACGAUCUCCCUCCCAUGUUCGAAGACAACAUUCCCGGAAUUACGACAAUCUUCCUCAAAUACUUGACCUACGAUAACCAAUUACUCCACACCGACGAGGAGACGGAGGCUGGUCUGUUAGAAUAUGUUCGCGCUGGUAUCUUUGAGGCUUUGACCCUCUACGUGCAGAAGUACAUGGAUGUGUUCCAGCCUCACGUUGGACAGUUCAUUGGGAGCUCAUGGAACUUCCUCACAACCAUUGGCCAGGAGACCAAGUAUGAUAUUUUGGUCAGCCGGGCACUGCACUUCUUGACAUCUGUCGCAGGCAUGCCCGAGCAUGCUGCUGCUUUCCAAGCCGAGGAAACCUUGGGCCAGAUCGUUGAAAAGGUCAUUUUGCCGAACGUUAGCCUCCGCGAGUCCGACGAAGAACUCUUCGAGGAUGAGCCGAUUGAGUUCAUUCGACGGGACUUGGAAGGGUCUGACAGCGAGACCAGACGCCGAGCUGCCACUGAUUUCCUCCGCAAGCUGGCAGAAAAAUUCGAAGAGUCAGUGACCCAGGUUGUCCUCAAGUAUACCCAGCACUAUCUGGCCGAGUAUGCCAAGGAUUCAUCCAACUGGAAGGCCAAGGACACAGCGACGUACCUUUACUCCGCUAUCGCUGCCAAGGGCACUGCGACCGCCUCGCACGGUGUGACUGCCACUAACCAGUUGGUCAGCAUCACGAAUUACUUCCAGCAGAACCUCGCCGCGGAUCUUAUCAACGAGGGUGGCGUCCACCCUAUCCUGAAGGUCGACGCUAUCAAGUAUCUGUACACUUUCCGCAGUAUCAUUACCAAGGAACAGUGGCAGCAGGUUCUCCCUGUCCUGGUGAAGCACUUGGCGUCGUCGAACUUCGUCGUCUACACCUACGCUGCCAUUGCCUUGGAGCGAGUACUUUUCCUCACUGACAGCCAAGGACAGGCAGUCAUUCCACCCACUGAUAUUACACCGCUUGCCAAGGAUCUUCUUGAGCACAUCUUCCAGCUGAUCCAGAGUAAUCCGGCUCCUGAAAAGGUGCAAGAGAAUGAGUUCUUGAUGCGUUGCGUGAUGCGGGUUUUGGUUGUUAUCAAGGAGGGCGUGGUGCCUUUCACCGAUCUCGUACUCCAGCGCUUCAUUAGCAUCACCAAUAUCAUCAGCGCGAACCCAAGUAACCCCCGAUUCUACUACUUCCACUUCGAAGCUAUGGGCGCCUUCAUCCGAUUUGCUGCUCCUUCCAAUCCCGACAAGCUCGAGCAGGCUCUUUAUGCGCCCUUUGCAGCUAUCCUGCAGAAUGACGUGCAGGAAUUCAUGCCCUACGUUUUCCAGCUCUUCGCGGCGCUGCUCGAGGCCAACCCAUCCGGUACCCUUCCCACCUACUACCAGGAGCUUAUUGGCCCUAUCCUGAUGCCCGUUAUGUGGGACUCGAAGGGAAAUAUUCCUGCCUUGGUCCGGCUACUUUCCUCGAUCAUUCCGCGUGGUUCGCAGUUCAUCAUUGAACACAACCAGAUCGAGCCCAUCCUUGGUAUCUUCCAGAAGCUAGUUUCUACCAAGGCUAAUGAGAGCUUUGGCUUUGAUCUCUUGGAGACAGUUGUUGCUAACUUCCCACCAACUGCCCUUGAGAAUUACUUUGUCAUGAUCAUGCAGAUCAUUCUUCAACGUCUGCAGAACUCCAAGACAGAGAACCUGACUAUGCGCUUUAUUCGCUUCUUCCACUUCAUCUCGGCACUGGACAACAAGGGCUACAGCGCAGACUUCGUCAUCCAGGUCACCGACAAGGUGCAAGAGGGACUAUUCACCCCCAUCUAUGUCAACGUCAUCCUGCCUGAAACUCAGAAACUUGCCCGGCCUUUGGAUCGCAAGACGGCUAUCGUCUCCUUCACCAAAACCCUUGCCAACUCGGAGGCCUUUGCCACUCGGUACAGCCAGAAGGGAUGGGGCUUUACCUGCACCGCCUUGCUCAAGCUCCUGGAGCUUCCGCCGCUGCCCGCAAGCAGAGAUGAUCUCAUUAAUGAUGCAGACAUCGAAGACAUGUCCUUCGGUGUUGGGUUCACUCCUCUGAACACCAUCCGUGCCCAGCAGAAGGACCCGUGGCCCGAGACUGGUGCCGACCUCAAGGCUUGGGUGGGCUCUUACCUGAAGGAGGCCGAUAAGAAACAGAAUGGCCGUAUUUCCCAAUUCGCUCAGGAGCGCCUUGACGACCAGUCGAAGACUGUGCUGGCAAGUUACAUUUCUUAG
Molecule: messenger RNA, 2880 nt
Organism: Penicillium egyptiacum
Lineage: Eukaryota; Fungi; Ascomycota; Eurotiomycetes; Eurotiales; Aspergillaceae
Source: the annotation of a GenBank genome assembly